AUGAAAGCGCACGGCCCAAGUUUCCAGGGUUUUGAUCUGUUGACUACAGCUUUGGUGCUGAGUCCGGUUGUGUCUCGCCAUCAUGUCGAGCCCUCCCAAGCAGUACAUUUCCACGAUGACGAACGUGGACACCUAUGUGCAGAAGGAGUGGACUGCCAGUGGAAGCGGAUCUUGGGUGAACGUGGACACGCUGCUAUUCAUUUUCAGUGUGCUCGUAAAAGCCAUCCAGCUCUGCCAAUCUUGCUCUACGCGCUGGUUGGUGUCGUAGUAGCCUCGAAUGGAGCUUUGCUUCGAAUUUGGGGCGGGCUCUCACCGAUCGCCUUAUGGAUUCUCAACUGCAAUUACAGUCAGACGCGGAAAAGUGGUCUCACAUCUAUUGCGGAGGUGUUCGCGUCUGUAGCAGACCAACGCGUCCGCAAGACUUUUCGCCGACUUCUCCAGGACAAGAGUGUCGAGGCCAAGGUGAAGACUGCCACAGUACAAGAAGACGGCAGGCACGAAGACACGCUGAUGCAAGACCUGGCUGCUCCAGCCGAGGCGAAUGCAGCGCAGCGUGACAGGCAUGCACGACUAAGUCUAUGGUCAGUGGCAUAUCUUGGUGGCACCAUUGAGCGCUGCAAGGAGCGUGACUUCAACUUUGUGCAGAACAAUCCUACAGCCUUCAAGGGUUUGCCAGGCAUUGAUUCCGCUACUGCUUCUGCAGCUGAAGCCGCCGUUGCAAGUGGGGAAGGCUUGCGAGGGCGUACCUGGUUUUCUACGCUGUUGCUGUUUGAGGAAGCGUAUGAGUUUCUGAUGGAACUCGGCAUCUUGGACAGUCCAGGUUCCGCUGCAAAAAAGCAGGUGCUGCAAACGGGCGUGAGCACCUUCGAAACGAAGAGCUGUGGAUCGGUCGGCGGCUUGCACUCACCAAGUGUCAACGCAGCCCUGGCCGGCAAUUUUCAUCCCGGCGUCGCGGUGGAGAUGAUUCGCGGGCUUCGGGGCGACCACGGAUGCCAAACAAAAGCUCGCUUCCUGUUUGCCAGUGGGCAGCCCAUUCAACCGCAUGAGGAGUACGAAUCUGUCGGCUUGGAUGCCAAAGUGGAGCACUGCGCAGUCCCCAGGGUGUUGCUUGAUUCGUUGCGGCUGAACUGCUUGGAAAGUCCCGAGAAGGCAGCAGGAGACGGUCCUCAGCCAGAGUGGUCCAUGGCAGACAGAGAUGUAGAAGUUCCUCCAGAGCUUGAACUACGCCCGGCAGCGAAGCGGCUCACGGAGAUCUCUGAGCAGGAGCACCGCGUCCUGGAGUUCUCAGAGAGCGACAAGCAACUUUUCAAGAGCUACGCAUGUUAUUUCAAUAUUAUGGUGGCUCAAUCUCGAGAAGAUGGUGACGUGGGUCAGGGUGCCCAGAUGGGCGCGCGUCCGUGGAAACUUGCCAUGCUUUCUUCGGCUUUGGCACUCUGGGAUCUUGCCUGGCUGCAGUCG
Molecule: messenger RNA, 1458 nt
Organism: Symbiodinium necroappetens
Lineage: Eukaryota; Dinophyceae; Suessiales; Symbiodiniaceae
Source: the annotation of a GenBank genome assembly